AUGAGGACCAAUCCCGUGGACCUCGUUGAUCGAGCCGUGAAGGAUAUGACCAGUUCGAGGAGAUUUGAUGAGUCACGUUGUACCUUAUACCAUUCACUUACCCAGCCGGGUUGUCCUCAGACGACCGCAAAUCGCACCCAGGCAUCAGCCACGCCCAAAGAGAAAGCACCACAGCACCUCAUCCAACUCCAACCCCACCAAUGCGCAACGCCCGAAGCCGCAAGACGACCCCGCGAACGGCACCUCGAUCCCCGUUCCAAAUACCAUCGCAACGUUACCGCUAUGGCAGCGAUUGGGGCCUCUGUCGAGAGGGUUCCAGGCAUACGGGAGGAGCCAACGGAAGAGACCGUGGAACAGAAGAGACGCGAGAUUGGGAUUUCAGCGCUGACACCACAGCAACAAAACAGGUUCAUGUUCCUUGGAAACAACUUUAAUUAUGCCUCCAAAACUCUGUCGCUAGCGACGAAAGUCGCUGUCAAUCAGAUAUGCUUCACCCCGCUCUUCAACACCUAUUUCUUCGGCAUGCAGUCUUUCCUGUCCGGCGAUAGCCUUCCCGAGGUCUGGGAGCGCAUAAAGAGGACUGUGCCGACGUCGAUUUUAAACAGUUGUAAACUGUGGCCUGCGGUGACCGCAUUCAGCUUCACCUUCAUUGAUGCGCAAUACCGGAGUAUAUUUGCAGGAUUUAUUGCCAUUGGGUGGCAGACAUAUCUGAGUUUCUUAAAUCGAAGGGCUGAGAUCGAGGCUGCCGCGAAGUCCGGUGAUAUCGUGCCGAUAGACGGAAAGGAGACGAAGGAGUGUCACGGCGUGGCGUUUUGGGUAGACUGGGAACUGCGCCUCUAA
Drepanopeziza brunnea f. sp. 'multigermtubi' MB_m1 is the source of this 840-nucleotide messenger RNA. The record is from RefSeq and is a predicted model, not a curated record. NCBI's taxonomy places the organism in Eukaryota, Fungi, Ascomycota, Leotiomycetes, Helotiales, Drepanopezizaceae.